AUGGCCAUGGGCUUCUUGAAAAAAGCCUCUCGCCUCGCGCUGCUGGUCAGCGCGGCCUCUACACUCUUUCUCUUCUUAUCACUAUACCACAUCUUGUCCCCAAGCAUCGCCUCCCCCGAGAGACUCAAAGCCGCCGCCGACACUGUCGACCACUGCCACACACCAAGGAACAAUACAAAACCUCGGAUACCGAACAAGAUUCACCAAAUAUGGAAGGACAAGGACCUGUCCACCUAUCCGCUCACGGCUUCGACAGGUGCCUGGGAGUCCACGUUUGAAAACAAAAACUACACGAUAAGACUCUGGACCGAGCAAGACAUUGUAAAUCUCGUCAAAGCAUCAUAUCCUUGGUUCCUUUCUACAUACGAAUCAUACAAGUACAACAUCCAACGCGCCGACGUUGCUCGCCUGAUGGUCGUCCACCACGAGGGGGGCCUCUACGCGGACCUGGACGCCUACCCUUCGCCCGACACCUCGGCCGAAACUAUAAACUGUCUACAAAGCCUCGGCUACCAGGUCAUAAUCGCUCCCACGAGUGAGGAUAGGGGCAUCAGCAACCACUUCUUCAUGGCCGAGCGAGAUGCCGAGUUCCUGCUGUGGGCGUUGCACGAAGCCAAAAAGAGAGCGACGUCGCUUUCCGGACGAUUCAUGCUGCCCUAUGUGGCCGUGUUUUGGUCCACCGGCCCUAUGAUGAUCACCUCGGUGAUGAAUGAGUACGCCUGGCUGUACAACCAGGCGUCAGAGACCAAAUCCAUGGCGGUGCUCAAGGACUCGUUCCUCCACAGCUUCCUUCACCACGCCGCAGGUCGGUCUUGGCAUGGCUCGGACGGACGUGCCCUCAACUACAUUGCAGAUCACUUCAACGACGUGCUUGCCCCUGUUCUACUAUUCCUUGUCGCUGUCGCCACUGCUGUCAUCAUCGCGCGGCGCUGGGGGCAGGUUCGGCCACACAUCUACAAUAUUGUCCGCAUGUCACGAUCAUGA
This is a messenger RNA of Cordyceps militaris CM01, 984 nucleotides long. Its product is annotated as Glycosyltransferase. Gene Ontology annotation, molecular function: mannosyltransferase activity. The record is from RefSeq and is a predicted model, not a curated record. Gene Ontology annotation, biological process: mannosyl-inositol phosphorylceramide biosynthetic process. Bases 1 to 984 code for a protein of 327 amino acids. Lineage: Eukaryota; Fungi; Ascomycota; Sordariomycetes; Hypocreales; Cordycipitaceae. The transcript has a single exon.